AGUUAUUGAAAUCCAAGAUGGCGGCGCCCGUAGCGAAGUCGUGAUCCGGUGAAACAGGUCAUAUACAGCCUUUUUUAAUAACUGGGUUCACUUUGACAACAUGGAUUAUUGGAUUUAUUUCAUCACGACCACAACGCGGAAAUAGAGCAGCGAGAAUCAAAGCAGUGACAGAACCAUGCAGGUCUCAUUGAGGAGGUUGGCUCUGUGUCCGCUGGGUGUUGCUCGGUCGGUCCACAUCAGGGAUACUUUCCUGAGCCCAGCACCUUGCCUUCUGUCCAAAUGCACCCGCACCCUGUUUAGUGAAACAGGUGUCUGGGAGAAGGACUAUCGGACAGAGACCCGACGCAGAGUGGAGGAAUGGUGGCACCCACGCAUCAUGGCACAGUCGAAGCAGGACACACAGGAGGAGGGCAGGACGAAGUUUUAUGUCCUCUCCAUGUUUCCGUACCCGUCAGGGCGACUGCACAUGGGCCACGUGCGAGUUUAUACCAUCAGUGACACCAUUGGCCACUUCCAGAGAAUGAGAGGCCAUCAGGUGCUGAAUCCAAUGGGUUGGGAUGCUUUUGGUCUUCCAGCAGAAAAUGCAGCAAUUGAGAGAGGUCUGGACCCAGAGGAGUGGACUAAUAGUAACAUCCAGUCCAUGCGAGAGCAGCUGGACAGCCUCAGCCUCUGCUUCAACUGGGACCGUGAGGUAACCACCUGUCUUCCAGACUACUACAGGUGGACGCAGUAUCUUUUCAUCAAGCUCUUCGAAGCAGGGCUGGCAUAUCAGAAAGAGGCUGUGGUGAACUGGGACCCUGUUGAUCAGACGGUGCUGGCUGAUGAGCAGGUGGAUGAAAAUGGUCACUCCUGGAGGUCUGGCGCCCUGGUGGAGCAGAAGAUGCUCACACAAUGGUUCAUUAGGACCACAAACUAUGCCAAGCCUCUCCUGGACGCUCUUGCAGAUCUUCCAGAGUGGUACGGGGUCAAAGCCAUGCAGGCAAACUGGAUUGGAAAGUGCACCGGCUGCUACUUUGAUUUCAAACUAAAGGUGAACGGAGAGAUGACAGGGGAGACCCUGUUGGCGUACUGCUCCUCUCCAGAGACGGUGUUUGGAGCAGCUUUCCUCGCCAUCCUGCCCUCCCACAGACUGCUGCACGGGAGCAGCUCCGUCCGCUCUGCCCUGGAGAAAAACUUGCAGCCAGGCAGAGACUGCCUGACGGAGGUCACCGCUCGAAACCUGUUCACUAACCAGGAGGUCCCUGUGGUCAUAUCACACAGAGAGGCGUUUGAUGGCUAUCUGGAUACUGUGAUUGGUAUCCCGGACUGCAGUGAGGAGGAUCUCUCUGUGGCCAGAGCUCUUAACCUUUCAUGGACCACAGUGCUACAGAGUGAGGAAGAUGAGGCACAAACCCUGAUCAACUCUGAUGAGUUCUCAGGCCUCAGCAGACAGCAGGCAUUUGACUCCAUUACCCAGAAGGCCAGAGAGCAGAAGGUCGGCGGUCACCUCACCAGCUCCAAACUCAGGGACUGGUUGAUAUCAAGACAGCGGUAUUGGGGAACACCCAUCCCUGUGGUGCAUUGUGGGUCUUGCGGUCCAGUUGCUGUCAGUGAGGAUGAGUUGCCUGUGUCGUUACCAAAGCUGCCAUCGCUCACAGGAAAAGGUGCAUCGCCACUGGAUGCUGCUCACGACUGGGUCAACUGCAAAUGUCCCAGAUGUAAAGGCCCAGCCAGGAGGGAGACUGACACCAUGGACACAUUUGUGGACUCUGCCUGGUAUUACUUCAGAUAUACAGACCCUCAAAACCAGCACAGACCCUUUGAGCGCCACCUGGCCGAUCACUGGCUGCCUGUGGACGUUUACAUCGGGGGGAAAGAGCACGCCGUCAUGCACUUGUAUUACGCCCGCUUCCUGAGUCACUUCUGCAGAGAUCAGGGUCUUGUUGGCCACAGGGAGCCUUUCAGAAAGCUGCUAGUCCAGGGCCUGAUCAAAGGCCAGACUUUCAGACUGGCAGACAGCGGCCAGUACCUGAAGAGAGAAGACUUAGACUUCACAGAUAAUGAACCAGUGGCACGUUGUGGUGGUCGUGUUGAGGUGACGUGGGAGAAGAUGAGUAAGUCUAAACACAACGGUCUGGACCCACAGGAGGUGGUGGAGCAGUACGGCGUGGAUACAGUGCGACUCUACAUCCUUUAUGCAGCACCACCUGAACAGGACAUCCUCUGGAACGUGAAGAAGGACGCCCUCCCUGGUGUCCUGCGAUGGCAGUCGCGGCUCUGGCAGCUGGUGACGAAGCUGAGAGCGGCUCGGCAGCUUGGAGGCACUCCCAACCCCUCUGUGCUGAAAAAGAAAGAGCUGGUGGAGACCGAGAAGAUCUGGGGGAACAAGAACUACGCUAUUCAAGAGGUGACAUCUCACUUCACAGAGGACUUCCUCUUCAACGCAGCCAUUUCUCGCCUCAUGGGACUCACCAACACCCUGAAUGGUGCAACAGUCAGGGUGGUGCAGCACAGUGUGGAGUUUGAGGAAGCUCUGGCUGCACUCAUCAUGAUGACAGCUCCCAUGGCCCCUCACCUGGCCUCUGAAGUUUGGGCAGGUCUUUGCCAGGUGCAGAACCCCCUCAGCCCUCUCCUCCAGCGGGGAGGAGACAUCCUGCAACAGCCAUGGCCUACUGUGGACCCCGAGUACCUGGAUGCCCCUGACUUUGUAGAGCUGUCUGUACGGAUAAACAACAAGCCAUGUGGGAAAGUGACCGUGCCUCUGAUGGUGUCCAAAGACUCAGAGCAAGUGCAGAAGCUCGUCCUGGAGAGUGCCCUCGGAAAGAAGCAUCUCGGAGAUCAAAGAAUCAAGAGAGCCAUCCUCUCACCCAGGACCGCCCUCAUCAACUUCCUCACUGAUGAGUGAUGUUUGUGCACUUAAACUAUUUGAUAAAUGCCUGUCAACCAGUGACUUAACAGGGAAAGGGAAACAGAAGAUUUGAACAUUGAGAUUCCAUAAAUAGAGCAAAAGGAUAAAGUUGUUUUAACAUAACUUCAAUGUAAAUAUGUGUAAAGAGGUUUUAUUUAUAUUUUCCUGUUUUUUUAAUAAAAAAAAGAUUUAAAAAGCA
Messenger RNA from Notolabrus celidotus (New Zealand spotty), 3086 nucleotides. It is a transcript of the gene lars2, whose product is annotated as leucyl-tRNA synthetase 2, mitochondrial. Lineage: Eukaryota; Metazoa; Chordata; Actinopteri; Labriformes; Labridae. The record is from RefSeq and is a predicted model, not a curated record. The coding region runs from base 176 to 2884 and encodes 902 amino acids. The transcript has 21 exons. Gene Ontology annotation, molecular function: ATP binding; leucine-tRNA ligase activity; aminoacyl-tRNA deacylase activity. Gene Ontology annotation, cellular component: mitochondrion. Gene Ontology annotation, biological process: leucyl-tRNA aminoacylation; mitochondrial translation.